Ahaetulla prasina is the source of this 2412-nucleotide messenger RNA. RefSeq names its product COP9 signalosome subunit 7B (gene COPS7B). The transcript has 8 exons. The coding region runs from base 385 to 1182 and encodes 265 amino acids. Lineage: Eukaryota; Metazoa; Chordata; Lepidosauria; Squamata; Colubridae. The record is from RefSeq and is a predicted model, not a curated record. Gene Ontology annotation, cellular component: COP9 signalosome. Gene Ontology annotation, biological process: COP9 signalosome assembly.
GCAGCUUCCGGCCGGGCCGGCGGGGACGAACGGACCGUGGGACGCACCUGCGAGAGCGGCGCCCGUUUGGGCAGGGCGGCUGUCAUGGCGGCCUGAGGCGCGGUGCGGCCAAGCGGAGAAGCAGCCCGGGGGACAACGGCACCUUGCCCGGGAACAUGUGCAGCCGCCGAGUCCCUUGAACACAAGCAGGUUGGGUGUUAAACCAGCUGUGUGCUUCGUCCCUUUCUGCAUUUCUGAGCACGCUGGAGCCUGGAAUAACGCCGCUUGUUUCCCUUCGCUGUGUCUGGGAUACUUGGGACAGAGGGCUCUGAAUCUGCACCAUCCAGUGGAGACCUUCCUCGCUUUCUUCCUAAGCCCCUGACUGGAUAUUGUUAAGAAUUAAGAAUGGCAGGGGAGCAGAAGCCAGCCUGUAAUCUCCUGGAGCAGUUCAUUUUAUUAGCCAGAGGCACUAGUGGUUCAGCGUUGAUUGCCCUCAUCAACCAAGUGCUGGAGGCUCCUGGGAUUUACGUAUUUGGAGAACUACUGGAAUUAACUAAUGUGCGAGAGAUUGCUCAAGGACCGAAUGCUGCUUAUUUUCAGCUGCUGAAUCUAUUUGCCUAUGGAACCUACCCCGAUUAUGUUGCGAACCAGAGCAACCUGCCAGCUUUGACGGGGCCCCAGAAGAACAAGUUGAAGCAUUUGACCAUUGUCAGCUUAGCUUCCAGAAUGAAGUGCAUCCCUUAUUCCGUGCUGCUGAAAGACCUGGACAUGCGGAACCUCCGGGAGCUGGAAGACCUGAUCAUCGAAGCCGUUUACACUGACAUCAUCCAAGGCAAACUGGAUCAACGGAACCAAGUGCUGGAAGUGGAUUUCUGCAUCGGGCGGGACAUUCAAAGGAAAGACAUCAGCAACAUCAUUAAAACCCUCAAUGAGUGGUGCGACGGGUGUGAAGCCGUCCUGUUAGGAAUCGAGCAACAGGUACUUAGAGCCAACCAGUACAAGGAGAACCACAACCGGACUCAGCAACAGGUGGAGACAGAGGUCCUGAACAUCAAGAAGACCUUGAAGGCCACCGCCUCGUCCUCCUCUUCCGCCCAGGAGAUGGACCAGCAGCUGGUCGAGCGGGAAUGUCCUCACCCAGAGCAGAGGCAACCUACCAAGAAGAUCUCCAAGGUCAAAGGGUUGGCCUCCAGUCGCCACUAGUGGCCGGAGCUGCUGCAGGGGAGGGGAGGCUGCUCGGGGAUCCCUCAGUGACUCUGGAGGGAGGGCUCUGGGCCUCUAUCUGCCCCCCUUUUCCCCACCAGCCUCUGAACCAGUGGACGCUGCCAACGUUCUCCCGCAGAAGCUGUGCAUAAGGACUUUGGGGGGGGGGUUCCCCUUUAUUGGGAGGGGUGGGGUCAGGCGCUGAAGAAGGAGGUUCCCACCAGGGGGUUGUGUUCCUUGGCAGCAGCGGUACACUUCCCCGGGUGGCAAAGGCGGGGUGAGGAGAGGGGGGGGAGGAUUGGAUUUUUCCCGAGGGAACGUGACACCCCUACUUUUGCUGCUCCUCCUUCGUCUCUUGGGCCUUGAUCUUUGAAGUCAACUCUACCUCAGCGGUCCCCAAACUUUCUGGCUUUGCCGACCGGCCGGGGGGGGGGGGAGGUGUGUGGGGGGGGAAGAAGGGACGGUUUCGCGUGAGCGGCGAACGAGCGGACACGCAGCUCCCUUUGAGCGAAACGGUACGCCCGCCAACCCGCCGCUCCGCCCGAAUGGAGCUGCAUGUAUGUGCGCUGCUCGCCCAAAUGGAGUUUGCUUGUUUGCCACUUCCGCGGCCCGGUACUGGUCCACAGCCCUCGGGGGAUUGGGAACCCCUGCUCUACCUCAUGCCGGCGGGCGCCGGGCAUGUUUACUCACCAUCUUAACCUGGCUCCGCUUUGAAGCCCAGGCGCUCCUACCUGUGACAGCUUGGGUCCCUUCCUUGACGCCGAGGUGGGGAGGAGGGGCGAAACAGCUGCUAUUUCAACCACCUUUCCGGCCCCACUUCUGUACCUUGGACCCCCAAAGGCAGGGGUCCCCGAGGAAUAAUGAGUAUCCCUUUCCCCCCCUGUCUCUCCACCCGUGUCCUGUGCUACCCAUCUGCUCCCUGCUGCAGCUCCUUGAAGAUGGCCCGGGGGGGGGGCACCUGGGAUGGGUGGGGGAUCCAACCAAGAGGUCCUCUUCCCCACCCCCUUCCCCCAUCCUUUGCUGAUCCUGAAUCCUUAAUUUGGGCAAACAAACCUUUCAUUUGGAGGUUCGGAACUUGAAUUCCUUUCCGGUUGUCUCUUUUGUACAUUUCUUAAAGACGGUUUGGACAUUUCAACUUUUUUUAAAUUUUUUUUUUUUUAAUUUGAUAUCUGUUACAGACUCACGCAAGGUGACUUGAUUAGGAUUGUUUUCUAUUAAAAAAAAACAAAA